Onthophagus taurus is the source of this 2086-nucleotide messenger RNA. RefSeq names its product glucose dehydrogenase [FAD, quinone]-like. The record is from RefSeq and is a predicted model, not a curated record. Lineage: Eukaryota; Metazoa; Arthropoda; Insecta; Coleoptera; Scarabaeidae. Gene Ontology annotation, molecular function: flavin adenine dinucleotide binding; oxidoreductase activity, acting on CH-OH group of donors.
AAAAGGAUAAACUCCGAUAAGAUUCAUCAACAAUCUUAUUUCUGUCAAACUCUCUUUACAUCAUACAUCAUUUUAUAUAAAUCAUUAUAUUUAAAAAAAAAUGGAUUUAAAUCUUCUCGAAGGGCAGGCGGUAAUACAAGCAGCAACAACAGCCGCACCACUAUUGGGGUUUAUCAUAUUAAUUUACAGCGGAAUUAUAAAUUUUCGGCCAGAUAUAACCGAUAUUGAAACCAGAAUUCAAGACGUUCCUUCAAUUUACACUUUAAACGAAACGUACGAUUUUAUUAUAAUCGGUGGUGGAAGUGCCGGCUCAGUUCUUGCAAAUCGCCUAAGUGAAUAUCCAUUUUGGACAGUUUUAUUAAUCGAAGCCGGUCCAGAUGAAUUACCAUUAUCCGAUGUUCCCAUACUAUUUACUUCUUUACAAAAAGGACCUUUGGAUUGGAAAUUUCAAACUCAACCCGGCGGUAAAUAUUUUUGUGGGGCUAUGCAUGGACAUCAAUGUAACUGGCCCCGAGGAAAAGUUCUUGGUGGGUGUAGUGUUUUAAAUGCAAUGUUGUAUGUUAGAGGAAAUAGGGAUGAUUAUGACAAUUGGGAGCGUUUAGGAAAUGAAGGGUGGUCUUAUGAUGAUGUUCUUCCUUAUUUUAAAAAAUCUGAAGAUGUUCGUAUAGAUACUGAAUUUAUUGAUGAAAAAUAUCAUGGAAAGGGAGGUUAUCAAACAGUUGAACAUUUUCGGUAUCGAUCUACACUUUCUGAUCGAUUCUUACAAGCAGCUAAUGAAGUGGGUCAUGAAAUUAGGGAUAUAAAUGGAGAGCAACAAACUGGAUUUAUGAUAUCUCAAGGCACUUUAAGAAAUGGAUUACGCUGUAGCACAGCAAAAUCUUUUUUAAGACCCGUAAAGAAUAGAAAAAAUCUCCAUGUCACCUUAAACUCAAUGGUUGAAAAAAUAUUAAUAGAUGAAUCAACAAAACAAGCUUAUGGUGUAUUAUUAAAUAAAUUUGGAAUAACACGAGAAAUAUUCGUCUCAAGAGAAGUCAUUUUAUCAGCAGGAUCUGUGCAAUCUCCUCAAUUAUUAAUGUUAUCAGGAAUAGGACCACCUCAACAUCUUCAAUCCGUUGGAAUUAAACCGAUUGUGUCUAGUUUGGGAGUUGGAAAAAAUUUGCAAGAUCACGUCGCGAUAGGUGGCCUAACAUUUAUUAUCAACAAAAAUAUUUCUUAUCCCACAAUUCUUGAAGUAUUAAAUACAGAAUCAGUUGAUAGUUUUAUUCGUGAUCACCGUGGUCCUGCUUAUUGGAUGGCACCCUGCGAAGCAAUGGGAUUUUUACACACAAAAUUUUCAGAUCCAACUGUAGAUAAACCGGAUAUACAAUUAUUUUUUGGUGCUUUCGGUGAUAAUUCAGAUGGAGGCUUAUUUAUAAAACGAAUGGAAGGAUACAGAGACGAUGUUUAUAAAGCUAUGUUUGAACCGAUUUUUGAUAAAAAAACUUUUACUAUCAUCCCAUUGUUGAUGCGCCCACAAAGUACCGGAGAAAUUUUACUAUACAACAAAAACCCAAAUUCUCACCCAUUAAUUUAUCCGAAUUAUUUCGCUUCCGAACGUGAUUUAGAAAUACUCGUCGAAGGUGCAAAAGAAGCAUUAAAAAUUGUUUUAAACACAAAUAUUAUGCAAGAAUUAAACGUUGAACUCAAUCCAAAUCCUAUCCCUGGAUGCCCGACGGAUGAUACCCGUUCCGAUUUAUAUUUACGAUGUUUAGCACGAAAAUAUACAAUGACUAUUUAUCAUCCAAGUGGAACCGUAAAAAUGGGACCGGAUAACGAUGAAAUGGCUGUCCUUACACCGAGAUUAAGUGUAAGAGGUGUGAACAAUUUAAGAGUUGUGGAUGCAUCAAUUAUGCCUAAAGUGGUGACCGGAAAUACGAAUGCACCUACAAUAAUGAUUGCUGAAAAAGCGAGUGAUAUGAUAAAAGAAGAUUGGGGUUUUGGUGGUGAUUUUAAAUUUGAUGAUGAGAAGAAUUUUGAUGAUUUCGUGGGGAUGGCUCGAUUAGAAAAAAUUGUUAAAAAAAUUAAAAGUAAUUUAGAUUAUUGGUAA